Messenger RNA from Metarhizium brunneum ARSEF 3297, 846 nucleotides. Its product is annotated as Delta(3,5)-Delta(2,4)-dienoyl-CoA isomerase. Lineage: Eukaryota; Fungi; Ascomycota; Sordariomycetes; Hypocreales; Clavicipitaceae. Gene Ontology annotation, cellular component: mitochondrion. The record is from RefSeq and is a predicted model, not a curated record. Gene Ontology annotation, molecular function: delta(3,5)-delta(2,4)-dienoyl-CoA isomerase activity.
AUGGCCGCCUACUCGUCGUACGAAUUCAUGCGCGUGACCUUUCCGUCGGCGUACGUCGCGCACCUGGAGAUGAACCGGCCGUCUAAGCUGAAUGCCUUUUCGAGGCCGGUGUGGCUCGAGUUCGGGCGCGUCUUUCGCCAGCUCAGCGACGAUGCCGACGUGCGGGUGGUGGUGUUGAGCGGCGCGGGGGACAGGGCCUUCACGGCCGGCCUGGACGUGUCGGCUGCUAGUUCCGAGGGGCCGCUUUCCGGCGAGGGAGGCGACUUGGAUCCCGCGCGCAAGGCCAAGGCUUUAAGGGGUCACAUUGGGGAGUUUCAGGGGUGUAUUUCUGAGAUGGAGAGGUGUGAGAAGCCUGUUAUUUGCGCUCUGCACGGCGUCUCGCUAGGCCUCGCCAUCGACAUCUCGUGCUGCGCCGACGUCCGCCUCGCCGCUUCCAACACCCGCUUCGCCGUCAAGGAGGUUGACAUUGGGCUCGCCGCCGACAUUGGCACCCUCGCGCGCCUGCCCAGGAUUGUCGGCUCCACGUCCUGGGUCAAGGACGUGUGCCUGUCCGCCAGGGACUUCUCCGCCCAGGAAGCCCUGCAGGUCGGGUUCGUGAGCCAAGUCCACGAGGACAAGGCGCGGACGGUGCAGGCCGCGCUGGACAUGGCGUCGCGGCUGGCGGAGAAGAGCCCCGUCGCGGUGCAGGGCACCAAGGAGCUGUUGAAUUACGGGAGGGAUAAUGGCACCGCCGCUGCGUUGCGGUACACGACUAUUUGGAAUUCGGUCGCUCUGCAGGCCGGCGAUGUGCCGAGUGCGUUGAUGAGUGUGUUUUCGAAGAAGACGCCGACGUUUGAGAAGCUGUAG